Messenger RNA from Hypanus sabinus (Atlantic stingray), 4625 nucleotides. RefSeq names its product periphilin 1 (gene pphln1). Gene Ontology annotation, biological process: negative regulation of DNA-templated transcription; protein localization to heterochromatin; negative regulation of gene expression, epigenetic. NCBI's taxonomy places the organism in Eukaryota, Metazoa, Chordata, Chondrichthyes, Myliobatiformes, Dasyatidae. The transcript is spliced from 10 exons. The coding region runs from base 217 to 1617 and encodes 466 amino acids. The record is from RefSeq and is a predicted model, not a curated record. Gene Ontology annotation, cellular component: nucleoplasm.
UCCCUAGCAACGGGCGGACCGCGUUCAUAUGGCGGCCGGUGAAUCGUGAGGCCGUGUAAAAUGUCCGGCCACCGUGCCGGGCUGGUGGAGGGGAUUUGGCGCUCUGGUUGGACCGGGUGAUUCCGUUUGCCUUCCUGUUCCUUGGGUGUGGUGUGGUGCUUGGGGGAGACGGUUAAUGGUGACGGCGAUUUAGAUAAGUAUUGCAUAGGAGAGGAUAUGUGGUCCGAGUCGCGAUCACAGUAUGGCGAAAUUCAGCGAGGCCAUUUACAACUUGGAAGACCACGCAGCGCAGAUUUUCACAGAACAGUGCAAAUAAUGCAGAGGAGGCCGGAUUAUGACCGAGGAGGAGGUGCCAUCAGCCGCGAUUAUAGAUGUUAUGCUCAUUCUGAAGAUUAUCGAGAAUAUUCUGACGUUCGUGAAUUUGGACAUGGUCGAGUAUUUGGUCCGUCCCUCAAAACAGGCUCAUGGGGUGACGAAAAUUCCAGAUGGCCCAGAAAUUCAGGAAGUAGGCAAGCUGAUUACAGGGAUAACUCAAGAAGAAGCACCUAUUAUUCCUCCCAAUUUACAAGAGAGCGUUCACCUCAUAAAAGAGAAGUUUCUUUCUACAGAGAAGAAUCACCUCAUAACCGCUCUGGAUCAAGCACCAGCAGCAGAAGCUAUUCCCCGGAAAAGGGCAAACAGCCACCAUCCUACCAGUCCCAAUUCAAUAGAAUGAGACCGACAGCAGAGGAGCUGCGUAGCCCCGGGUCAUUACACGGUCCAGACCCUCAUGCUGCAGCAUCACCUGUUGCAGACACCCAGGGGAGGAGGCACCGGAAGCGGUGUGAGAGAAAACAGAAGCGCGGUAAGCGCGCUGGAGUCCGUCUUAGGUUAAAGACUGAUGCCUGCGGGACGGCUCUCCCGACUGUACCGCUCUCCAAUGAACACUCCCUGGAAAACAAACAGCAAUUGACCCAGAGCGGGACAGUGAACUGCAGCACACAUAUUCGUACAGAGACAUGUCUCCAGGACAACAUCCCAGACACAGCCAUCCAGCUAGAGGAACUCACCAAUUUUCGUGCGGAUAGGAGUGCCGCAACGUCUGAUAAGGAAAGAUCUGUUUGUGCAUUGGUCCCUUCAAGAGAUGCAUCUCCAUCUAUUUCAAUACCACCAACUUCUUCAAAGAGUGCAAACUUUGAAAAAGGCAGCAAAACAUCUGAUAACUUGAAUGAAGAGAUUGUGAAUGAAUGGAGUUCUGAACAGCAGCAGAUUCCUGAACUGGAAAUAGCUGAGCACAAUAAGGGUGAUGCUGUUCAAAUGUUAUUACCAGAAAACUUGGAUUAUCCAGAGCUGAGUACACCAGGACCCAUUGACAAUAUAGACCUGGGUCAAACAGAUCAUCGCACUAGAACAAUUGCUGAAAAAGCCAAGGAAAUUGAAGAGGUUUAUAGGCAAGAUUGUGAAACUUUUGGCAUGGUUGUUCAAAUGCUCAUUAACAAAGAUCCAUCAUUGGAAAAUACAGUACAAUUUGCACUAAGAGAAAACUUGCGUGAGAUAGAAGAUCGUUGCAUUGAGGAGCUCAAAAGGUUCAUCACCCAGUAUGAUUCUGCUCCUGGAGACAAUACAGCAAAUUUAUAAUUCCAAGACUUGGGUCUCUGAUAACUCGCCUGCUUUUGUUCCAAUUCCAUUUUAUAUGAAUUAUAAUCAACAAGCUUAUACUGGUGUACAUGGAGUCCAUCGACCAUUGAAUAUAUUUCAUUCCUUAAGCUGAAAUGUGAGAUAUAUGUUUAAUGGGUGGUGAAACAAAUUUAUGCUGACCUCAGUAAUAUGUUCCUUAUAUAUUAUCAUAGUUGGAGUGUAUUUCUGAGAUCAAUAUGGGUUGGAUUCAAAAAUAGAAUAUUUUGGUUUAUGUAAAACAUGUUAUAUAAUUCCAAUGGAAAAACAAAAAAGGAAUAUUGCAAGUUUGGUUUCUACAAUAGGAUCUCAUUGUUUAUGUAAUUUUGUCACUAGCACCUUAGUUUAGAUUAAUGAAAAAAAGAUUUGACUUUAUUUAAAAGUUAGCAACUUUUGUGUUGUUUCUAUGGUUGUGUACUGAAAUGUAAAAAAAUACGAGUUCUCCUGGAUGACAUAGUGGAUAACACCACUGCCCAGUUUACUCGUAAGCUGUAAAAGGCUGGAUGAACAGUCGAAAAAUUACAUUUGGCUUCAGUACCUUGAGCAACAGAGAAACAAACCGGGAUUCCCAAUCCUGAAUUGUACACUCAUGAUCCAAUGUGUGUAAAUGCCUGAUAGUUCAGAUUAGAUCAAGGAUACAAGUGAUAUGUUACAUGUGCUAACAGGAAAUGUACGUGAAGAAUGGACCCUGGUGCAGGGGGUAUGAGGACAGUUGGUAUUGACAAAAAAGUGCACUGAGAGAAGUCACCAGUUAAGUGGAAAAAAGUCCACAAUAAGAAAGGUUUUAUAAGUUAAGGUUCUAGAAUAUUACUUUAAGUGAAUUUUUAUACUCAUGCUCACUAUUCCCAAUCUACUUAUGUUUUGGAGAUGUCUGCAUCAAUUAGAAAUAUGAUCAACAAACAGACAAGGUACUAGCCACAUAAUACCAAGUAAACAGUGUUAAGAGGUGAAGUGCACCAUUAGGGAUAAUCUUCUGCUGUGCUAUGGGGAAAAUAUACGUAACUGAGAAGGCAUUAGAAAUUGCAGCAAUCUUUACUGCAGCCUAGUAUUUUCAUUAGCAGUGUUAAGUUUGGAUUUCUGUGUAGUAAAUGCUUUUACUGUAAUUAAUGAAAUGGAUAUAUUAAAACAUUGAAGUAAAAUAGUUCUGGUUUUAUUUUUGAGGAGUGGUAAGAAGACUAAACUUGAUUCAGUGAUGACAGGCGUACAUUUCCUAACAAAUUAUUGUUAAAGCCAGAUCAUUCCUUCUGUUUACAUGCUGCGGGGAACAAAGCAUUGUGAUACUGAUUUAAAGUUAUGUUCAUGUAGUUUAAUAGUGCAAAUUGUCUCUUUGUCUGAGCAAUUUAUGUCUGGAUCAGAUGUCUUUGUUGGAAUGAAAACCUGUUUUUCCCCAAAUGUAGAAAUACUUUGCAAUAUGAAUGUUAGCAGUUACAGCUGAAGGAAUGAUGUCCAGCACACAUUACAGACCAUAAUGUGGCAGAUGACAGGAUGGUGGAUAUGGAAAAGAAUUCCUCUUCUAAACUUUGGUUUACAAUACAUUUGGUAUAAAAUAAAGUUGAUCUGUACCUGUUCUUCUAAUUAGUUUGUGAAACAAUAAGAGAGAAGGCAGUGAGCAGAAAUUACAAGAUAUGUUCGGUUUUGUGUGCAAUAAUUUUUAAUUUUGGAAUUAGGUUAUUAUUGUCACAUGUACCCAGGCACAGUGGAAAAACUUGCCUUGCAUAUUGGCUGCACAGAUCAUUUCAUUAUCACAGUGCAAGGUAAAACAAUAACAAUGCAGUUUCAGUACAGAGAAAUUGCAGUGGCAGUAGAGAGUAAGGGGCAAGGCCAUAACAAGAUAGUUUGUGAGGUCAAGGGUCCAUCUUAAUUGUACUAGAGAACCAUUAAAUAGUCCUAUAAAGUGGUAGAAACUGUCCUUGAGCCUGUUGGUACAUGCUUUUAGGUUUUUGUAUCUUCUGCCUGAUGGAUGGGGGGAGUGGGGAAAGAAAAAAUGUCCAAGAAUCCUUUCAGCGAAUUGAAAAGCUCUAAAAUGGUAUGUUGUAGUGUUUCCUUCAAGGUUUAUUCCAUUGAUGAAACUUUGCAUUGAUUUUUGUUGCAUAACAUUCAAGGCUGCUAUAGUAUCCAUAUAAGACCAUAUGGACCCUGGUGCAGGGGGUAUGAGGACAGUUUGGAAUUUGGUCUAUAGGCCCAUCAAGUAUGCUUCACCAUCCAUUGUGGCUGAUUUAUUAUCUCUCCCAACCUCAUUCAGCUGCCUUCUCUGUUAUUAAUUAAGAACCAACCAACCUCUGCUUUAAAUUUACCCAAUCACUUGGCCUCAACAGCCAUCUGUGGCAAUGAAUUCCACAGAUUCACCACCCACUGGCUAAAGAAAUUCCUCAUCUCUGUUCUAAAAAGAUGUACUAUUCUUUUUUAACAAUUUUUUUAUUGAAGUUCAUCAUCAAACAAACAUUUCCAUAAGAUGUAUUUCAGACAUUGUACCUAUAUAUCAUAUAAUCAUGUCACAAAUCUCCACAAAGUAUUUAUCUGAGGUACACACUUAUAGAAAAGAGUGGAAAGAAAAAACAAGCAAAAGGAAAGAACUAUGUAUAAGUAGGGAGUGAUUUUUUUUUAACAACAGAUCCUCUGUUGUGCUGUAGGUUUUCAAUGUUUCUAUGUCCAGGAUAAUUCUCAAGAGCCUCCUCUUGACCAUUUCCAAUGCCAACACAUCCUUUCUUAGAUAAGGGGCCCAAAAUUGCAUAUUCCCAAAACUAUAUUCCAAUUGCAGUUUGACCAACGCCUUAUAAAGCCUCGGCAUUACAUAAUUGCUGUAAUAUCUCAUGAGUAUUACUGUACCAAUUUUUUGUAUUAUUAGAGUAUGCUGCUGUUCUAAACUGAGAUAAAGACUUAGGAGAUCCACAUGUUUUUGAUCAUAUGAUAGAAUCACCUGAUGCUGUGUCCUUGAUUCAGUGAAAUAAAAUAAUCAAGAUUAGUUAAAUGAG